This is a messenger RNA of Adineta steineri, 1053 nucleotides long. Lineage: Eukaryota; Metazoa; Rotifera; Eurotatoria; Adinetida; Adinetidae. The record is from the annotation of a GenBank genome assembly.
AUGUAUAUACAUCUCAGCAUUGCGAUUAUUAUUGUUUUAGUUAUAAAAUCAAGUGUUAAUGCUAUUGAUGUUUGUAAACUUUGUCAAUGUUCUGACGAUUUAACAUUGAUAAAUUGUGACAAAAAAGGAUUGCAAAACCUUGAUAAUAUUGAUUUUCCAUCGAAUGUUAAAACGUUGACACUUAUUAAUAACAGCCUCAAAUUUGAUACAAUAAAUGAUCGUACAAAAAUCGAAUCUCUACCGAAAUUAACUAAUCUAAUUCUUAAUCAGAAUCCACUUGAAAUAAUUCCACCAUUUAACAUACGAACCUUACAAUUUCUUUCAUUAGAAGAUACAUCAUUAACAUCUGCUGAAUUUCCUAUAUCUUAUAAUAAUUCUUCUCUACAACGAAUUUCACUUAGUAAUAAUAAAAUUCAUUCGAUAAAUGAAACUGAUUUUUUAGUUUUACAUAAUUCACAAUUAACUGAAUUAUCUUUGAAAAAUAAUCAAUUAAAAUCUUGUGAAUUUCUAUUAAAUUUACCUCGUCUGUAUUCAAUUAAUCUCGACAAAAAUCAAUUUACUUCACUUCCUGAACAAUUAACAACACCAGGAAAAAUUAGAAACUAUUCAUUUAUGCAUAAUUUCAUAACAGUUAUUGAUGAAACAUCACCAUUAAAUAUAUGGUUAAAAAAUAAUUAUACGAAUAUGAAAAUUUAUUUAACAAAUAAUUCAUUGGAUUGUUGUUUAUCUUUCUGGUUUAUACGUUUUUUAAAAAUAUCAUUUGAAAUUGUUGGAAAUGCAUCAUUAUUAACAUGUACUAGUCCGUUAAAUUUUGCAGGAAAAUUAUUGAUUGAUCUUAAUCCAGAUGAAAUGAAUUGUCAUAAUGAUAUAACGAAAAAACCUCGAGUUAUUGGUAUUAUUAGUGGAUUUAUUGGUAUUAUAAUCAUUAGUAUUGUAGCCGCAUUUAUCUGGAAUCAACGUCGUCCAUUACGUUCUGGUUAUCGAGAAAUCGAUGGCAUCGAUGAAUCAUAUGGUGGACCAGCAUUUCCAAUAUCAGAUGAAGAAAUUCAAUAA